This is a messenger RNA of Mizuhopecten yessoensis (Yesso scallop), 2168 nucleotides long. Its product is annotated as nucleolar protein 11-like. The record is from RefSeq and is a predicted model, not a curated record. Bases 98 to 2134 code for a protein of 678 amino acids. Gene Ontology annotation, biological process: maturation of SSU-rRNA. Gene Ontology annotation, cellular component: nucleus; nucleolus. Gene Ontology annotation, molecular function: RNA binding. The transcript has 17 exons. NCBI's taxonomy places the organism in Eukaryota, Metazoa, Mollusca, Bivalvia, Pectinida, Pectinidae.
CCGACCGCGGCGAGGAUGCUGACGUAGACCCGUGAUAUGAUCCAACUUUCGAUUCAUAUCGACCCCUGCCUGAAGAUUUUGGAGGAGGUGCUACAUCAUGGCCGACUUGGGAGAGCCACUGGAACUCUGCACGUGUUUCCAAGAAAAAGACUUGUUAUAUGUCGAUUCAGACGGUCUCGCAGGACAUGUCAUUAUAACAUGUAAAACCAACUCUGUUUUUGUAUUCAAGUUAGAUGACCAGAAAGCCGUACACAGCUGGUCGGUGAGGAGAGGGUUACACAUCACCAGUCCAGCCAGAUGGACCAGUGGGAACAGUUACAUCUCGGUCAUUAAUGAACAAAAUAUUCACACCUGGAGUAAAGAUGACUUAAGUUUCGAAAAGUCAACAAAAAAACAUCUCAAAUUCCCUCUACAUGAAAUUCUAACAACAGAAGGAUGGGACCCUGUGGCAGUGUGUAAAGAUGGAACUGUGGACUUUGUUGAGACCAUAAAGAGCUCCCACAAGGGAACUAACUCUGAUGCUGACCUGAACACAAUCUUCUCCUGUGGAAUCACAAGCACAAAUAAUGCUGUUUGUGUCACUUGUUUAUCGCAGCAAAAGAACUCGGAAUUAACAGUAACACACCACUGGUACAAACGGGACACAAAGGAAUGGAAGGUGCUGGUCACCACAGAGACGUGUCCAGACAAAGUCCAGUGUACGUCCAGUCAGUGUCGGACAGCUGGAUCAUCAGUCCGACUCUACUGUCUAUUGUCCAAUGGCAGUAUGGUGUUGUUGGAUCUGACACACCAGCAGGCCGACCCUGUCAGGCGGACCGUACAGACGAUACCGGGGGUGGGUAGCUCGGCAACCUUCACCGUCCUGGACACGCACCAUGUGGCCGUGGCUGGUACCACACAGGACAAACAAAAGGGAAUAGGGGUCUUUGAUCUCCAGUUUGGUACUUUAAAAGCUUGGCGACCAUACCCUGGUGUUGUCCAGCCAAAUGUCAAGAUAUACAGCCACCAUGGUAACCUGUUGGUUGCCUGUGGAAACACAAUGUACAUGAUACCCUACACUUGCCAGAAGUCCACUGUGUCCAGUAUCCUCGGUCAGCAGCAACAACUGACCACUGCUGAAGCCAGACCUACACUCCCGAAAUGUGUCGGAUGGCCGACCGUGGCAGGCACUUCUCAGAUGGAAGCACAGAUGGGAAAUCAACAAAAGACGGAGGAACUUGCAGCACGACUCUGUGACCAGGAAAAAACGAGAACUUACCAGAAGUUUCAGGGGGCCUUCUGGGGGCUAAUGAAAUGCAUAAAGGAAUUCAAGAGUGUGUGGUACAUGAGUUCAAUGUUUACCGACAUCUUGACACGGUGUCUGACGGAGACAAGGUUCUGGCCUGUCAAAGAGAUAACGGAGCUGAUGCAGCUCUACAACAUGCCAGCAAGUGUGAUGCCAAAGUUAGUGGAUGCUCUCAUACAACAUGGUGAAAUCUCUCUCCUACACAACUUCCUACAGAAGGUGACUGAUGUCCCCGAAGUGUGUCUGUGUAAAGCCCUGCAAUACUACAUCACGGCAGAAGAUGAAGAAUUGGCUAAAGCGGCGGAGACCAUAUUUAUAGAAAGUUUACUGCCUGACACUUCAUCAGAUGAAAAGCAGCCAUUUGGAGUCCAUAAGGCAUACUUUGUAAACUCCAUGCUGAAGGAGGGUUUUAAUGACGUGUUCUUGGUCGACUAUUUGAAGUCCCUUAACUUCAAAAAUGUUCUGGUUCUUUUGGAGCAUCUCCGCCACAUGUUGGGAAAUAGACUGGAAGAUAUAGAAAUCGAAGAGGAAGACAUGGACGAAGAGAUAUUGUUUUUAAAGAAGGAUGGUGAGAAGAAAAGGAGAGGCUUGUUGUUUGGUCAACCUACUAUAGGACAGAUUGCCGACUGGAUUUCUGUGACACUAGAUGCUCACAUCACACAGCUAAUUAUUUCCCCCGACGCGCGACUCACCCUUAUCAAUCUACAUACCUGCGUGGCCUCACAGGUACAGUUCUAUGAUGAGCUAUCAGGGUUGGAGGCACUCCUGGACCAGCUCAAGGCCAAGUGUUCCGUGACGUCCAAGCAGGCCGUCGGUCAGUACUGUGUGGAGGUUCUACACAUCCGUUGAUUCUACGCCACAAAUAAAGUCAUUAUUUACUGUU